CCCCCCGUGUGUUUUCUUUCGCGGACUGGAGCGGGAUAGGUCGGCGACCGAGCGAGGAGGCGGGCUCGCCAUUGUAGCGCGUAAUCCGAAUUUAGCUACCGGAGGAGGCUAGGCUCGGUCGGAGUCGCUGCAGAAGGCAGGCACCAUGUGGCGUCGCUCCCCAGCAGGCCCAAGCCCCAGGAGAGGUUCCCCCACCUCUCCUCGUCGCCGAGGACGGCCACCAGCGUCUCCACGCCGAGGUCGGCCACCAGCGUCUCCACGCCGAGGACGGCCACCAGCAUCUCCACGCCGAGGACGGCCACAGGCGACUCCACGCCCCCGCCCCCAGGAGGAACCUGCUCAGGAGCGGCCAGUGCGGCGGCGGAGACGAUACCGGCCCGGCCAGCGGGCCAUGCUAGAGAUCCGGAAGUACCAGAAGAGCACCAGCCUGCUGAUCCAGAAGCUGCCCUUUGCCCGUCUGGUGCGUGAGAUCUGCCUGGAGUUCACUCGGGGGGUCGAUAUGUACUGGCAGGGGAUGGCUUUGCUUGCCUUGCAGGAGGCUGCUGAAGCAUUUCUCGUACAUCUGAUGGAGGAUGCCUACCUGUGCACCAUUCAUGCCAAACGGGUCACUCUCUUCCCCAAGGAUAUACAGCUGGCUCGGCGGAUCCGCGGCUAUCAGGAAGGAUUGGGGUAGAACCCAUUCCCCUGAGCUGGAGAAUCUGUCUCCCAAGACUGGGGAAAAGGAAACUCUUUCUGAGGAGAAGUCCCAGAUUUUGGGCUUAAAGCUUUCUUCAGGACAGAGGCCUAAAUUGUUCCACUUGAUAAUCAAGGUCAUAUUGGAAGGUCCGAUCCAACCAAGAGUUCAACCACAAUAUUUUAAAUAGAAGCGGUUUUUAUCUUUCCUGCUUCUUUUUCUUGUAAACAAAAGUACUGAAUACUUGACUGGGCUAUGCUUACAGCGUUAAUUUUUUUUUACUGUUUUUAUAAGAGAUUUUUAUAUGGCCCUUGGUGUGUUCCCACAUUCUACUCUCUGUAUCCUCUCUGCAGGCACACAAUUUUUAAACUCAUUUUUUGUUCAUUUCUAACCCUUUUGAAAAUUUCCUCCAUUCUUACCUUCACAUUUUUUUACCUCAGAAAUGAGACAAUAAUGGGUGAGAAGUGGUCAACGCUCUCCAAACAUCUUCAGGGGUGUAAAUUCUCCAUCAAAGCCUGUUCCCUGCCUGAAGAUGGGAGGGAUACAAAUCCUGCCAGAAAGGUAGCCAAGAAAGCCUCUGUGGUGAUAAGAGGGCCUGAAAAUCUCAUUCUCUAGCUGCUUCCUAAAUGCCAUGUUCAUUCCUCAGAGAGAGGACUCUUGGGUGGAAGAGAUUGUGCGUGGAAUGGCAUGGCAAUAAAAGAGCUGUUCCAUUCUAAUUUUAUUAUACCGAAUGUUGAAUAAAAUACUUUUCAUUA
Messenger RNA from Heteronotia binoei (common prickly gecko), 1428 nucleotides. It is a transcript of the gene CENPA, whose product is annotated as centromere protein A. The record is from RefSeq and is a predicted model, not a curated record. Lineage: Eukaryota; Metazoa; Chordata; Lepidosauria; Squamata; Gekkonidae. The coding region runs from base 146 to 673 and encodes 175 amino acids. The transcript has 5 exons. Gene Ontology annotation, molecular function: structural constituent of chromatin; protein heterodimerization activity; DNA binding. Gene Ontology annotation, cellular component: nucleosome.